Molecule: messenger RNA, 942 nt
Organism: Cavia porcellus (domestic guinea pig)
Lineage: Eukaryota; Metazoa; Chordata; Mammalia; Rodentia; Caviidae
Product: olfactory receptor 2L3-like
Exons: 1
Coding region: 1-942 (313 amino acids)
Biological process (GO): G protein-coupled receptor signaling pathway; detection of chemical stimulus involved in sensory perception of smell
Cellular component (GO): plasma membrane
Molecular function (GO): G protein-coupled receptor activity; olfactory receptor activity
Source: RefSeq, a predicted model, not a curated record
AUGGAAAAUUACACUCAGACUCCAAGUGACUUCAUCUUACUGGGCCUGUUCCCCUCAUCAAGGGUUAACCUCGUCCUCUUCAUUCUCAUUGUCCCAUUCUUCCUAAUGGCCCUGGCUGGCAACCUGGCCAUGGUCCUGCUAAUCCUCCUGGAUGCCCACCUCCACAUUCCCAUGCACAUCCUGCUCAGUCAGCUCUCCCUCAUGGACCUUAUGUACAUCUGCACCACUGCCCCCAAGAUGACAUCUGACUUUCUAUCUGGAAUCAAGUCCAUCUCCUUCAUUGGAUGUGGGACCAAGGCUUUCUUCUUUGGGACUUUAGCUGGUUCAGAAGGACUCAUCCUGAUGUCCAUGGCCUAUGACAGUUAUGUGGCUAUAUGCUUUCCUCUACACUACCCCAUCGGCAUGAAAAGAAGAGUGUGUGUGCUGAUGAUCCUGGGAUCCUGGGUGAUGAGUGCGGUCAGUGCCUGUGCUCACACAGUAUACGCACUUCAUAUCUCUUACUGCAGGUCCAGGGCCAUCAAUUGUUUCUUCUGCAAUGUCUCAGUCAUGGUGACUCUGGCCUGUGAGGACACCAGCAUCUAUGAGUACACUGUGUUCUUCAGUACCGUUAUUUUUCUCCUGUUUUUUUUUCUCCUGAUUAUUGUGUUCUCCUAUGGGAAAGUUCUCCUUGCUGUCCACCACACAGGCUCUCAGGAAGGCAGGAAGAAGUCCUAUUCCACCUGCAGCACCCAUCUCAUCGUGGUGACUUUCUACAUUGUACCGUUUGCUUGCACUUAUUUCCGCCCAAAGUCCCUCUGCUCUCCAGCAGAGGACAAGGUCCUGGCUGGGUUCUACAUCAUCCUCACCCCGAUGCUGAACCCUGUGAUUGACAGACUGAGGAACAAGGAGGUGCUUGGAGCCCUAGAAAGAGUGACUCGGAGAAUCUGCUCUGCGAAAAUGUAG